UGAUUUUCACGCUCUCCGAAUCACUCAGCAGCUUGAAGGAGUCUCCCAGUCCAAAUAAGAUGGAUCCCCUUGAAGCCCGCAUUCCUUAAAAAGAAUUCCAGUGAACGUGGGACGUCUCCACAUUUCGUAAUCACUCUGUUCGUAGUAAAUGGAGCCUGCCUUACCUAGGCCGUGAGGGUAACUACCGUGCGGUAAUGGCAGCAGCGGCAUGCAGGGAGGAUGUGCAAGAGCGACGACUCUACUAUGUCAUGGCCGAAACAGGGCCCCAAGUUGUUAAAGACGUUUUAGAGAGCAAAGGAUGGCUACCAUAUGUAGAAGGGAAGAGCCUAUACUGGAAUUUGUGGUGGAAAGGCUCCCGUUACAGAAAAUCAGACUACGAAGCUUGUCAACCAUGGCAAAGACUCAAUCAUUUUCCCAAAACCUUGAACCUCACUCGCAAGGAUACGUUAUACCGCUUACUCAAGACUAUGCGAGGAAUUUAUGGCCCCAUUUAUGAUUUUGUCCCUCUCACCUUUUCGUUGCCAAAUGAUUAUGUGCGAUUCGUUAGGGUCUAUGCUGAGGAGGAUGAACAGGGUGUCAAGGGUUUGUGGAUCUGUAAGCCCGCUGAUCUGAGUAGGGGACGAGGGAUUUUUCUCUUUAGAGACUUGCAUGAGUUGACGUACGAUUGCAAUGUCAUUGUGCAACGAUAUAUCUCCAAUCCCAUGUUAAUAUCUGGGUACAAGUUCGACAUAAGAUGCUAUGUCGUCGUACGAUCCUACAACCCCCUCGUCGUCUACUUGAAUCAAGAAGGGAUAGCCCGGUUCGCAACGAGCGUAUACACAACCACAGAGCUAUCAAACGUAUACGCGCACCUAACCAAUACCUCCAUCAACAAAUUCUCCCCAUCCCUUUCACAUGAAAAGGAUGAGGUUGGGAGUGGGUGUAGAUGGACUCUUGGAAAGUUGAGGACAUGGUUUGAAGGCAUGGGCGUGGAUUUUGAGAAGAUUUGGAGAAAGAUACAGGGAAUCAUUUUGUUAACCUUGUUACCAGUGGCUGUGGAAGUGCCAUUAGUGCCGGCAGGGUGCUUUGAGCUAUAUGGAUUUGAUAUUAUGUUGGACGAGAACUUGCGACCGCAUCUUCUUGAAGUAAACUUUGGUCCAGCCCUGUCUCUUGACACGGACGUAGACGUUGAGAUCAAAAAACCGCUCAUUGAAGAUAUCAUAAACCUCGUGGAGAUAUCUGAUGAGCAAGCCCGAAUGGCAGUAAAUCAUGCAUUGGGUAUCUCGGGACGACCUGCUACAAGGGGAAGCAGGUCACAGUUGGUUGCGCUAGACAAGAAACGAUUCACCUCCCUCCCUGAAUUGACACGGACCAAUAGUUUAAUGAAGCAGAAAGCUCGGUCCAAUAGAGCACAGAGGAAUGUUGGACGAUUACGAAGGAUCAUGCCUUUUAAUGAUACCACAGCAGAGCUGGUGUGUCAUCCACUCGCAGUUGGAAAGCCUGCACUGAAGCAAAUCAUCCAGGAAAUCAGAAGAACGUUACUGUAAUCAGCCGAGUCGAGUGUAAGAACCCUGAUAUAUAUGACAUCUAGUAAUAGGUUGUUUGAAAACAAAUUAUCAACAGAGACAGUGUACGCAAC
Spizellomyces punctatus DAOM BR117 is the source of this 1618-nucleotide messenger RNA. RefSeq lists its product as uncharacterized. Lineage: Eukaryota; Fungi; Chytridiomycota; Chytridiomycetes; Spizellomycetales; Spizellomycetaceae. Gene Ontology annotation, biological process: protein polyglutamylation; microtubule cytoskeleton organization. The transcript is spliced from 16 exons. Gene Ontology annotation, cellular component: cilium. Bases 195 to 1526 code for a protein of 443 amino acids. The record is from RefSeq and is a predicted model, not a curated record. Gene Ontology annotation, molecular function: tubulin-glutamic acid ligase activity; tubulin binding.